AUGGUGGUGAUUGGUGAUUCGGAUUUUUUGAAAGAUGUGGCCACUAAAAAGUUAACGAUCAAAGGAAAUGAAUUGAACUCAACAAUUCAGGAACUGUUCGGAGGAUCAAAUGUGUUCACGGAAACAGAUUAUGAAGUGUGGCAUCGUCACAGAAAGAUUUUAGAGCCUUCAUUCUCGCCAUCUUCAUUGGCAUUAGUGGCACAAGUGACAAGCAAUGUUGUUUUAGGUGAACUAAUCCCAAGAAUUAAGGAAAAGGGGUACCGAAGAGAGGUGGACAAGGAUUUUUCUAGCUUAACUCUUGAUGUCAUCGGUUAUGCUGGAUUUAAUUACUCAUUUAAUUCAUUUUCUAGUCAUGACAAGUCCAGUUUGACAGCUCAAACACAAACUCUCUUUCAUUUGCUACUAUUGUAUGAACUAUUUCCAAAAUUUAUCAGAGAUCAUAUUGGAAUAUUUCCUCACAAGCCAACAAAAGACAUUGCUUCACGUUUUACAGAUUCCAUUCAAAAAAUUAUUCAGCAUAGAUCCAGUCAUGAUGACAAGGAGUACAAUGACAUUUUAUCAUUAUUACUUCAGGCUAGAGACGAAGGAAAGAAAAAUAACGAGAGUGACAGCAUGACUGAUAAGGAACUCAUCUCAAACUGUUUUGUUUUACUUGUUGCAGGACAUGAAACUACUGCGAGAACCUUAGGAUUUGCUUUAUACCUUUUAGCAACAAAUAAGGACGCUCAAGAACGGCUUCAUAAAUUCAUCGAUCACGACUAUCCUGCACUUUAUGGAAAGGACACUUUUGAUUUUGCAGAUUACCAAGCAGGAAGACUCGAUUAUGUUAAGGCCAUUGUAAAGGAAACGUUACGAUUGUUUCCAACAGUCAUGGUUGCAAUUAGAGAGCUUACUCAACCUUACACUUACAAAGGUUAUCAUUUACCAAAAGGUUUUAGAGUAGCCGCUUCAUGGCAAUUAAUGCAUCGAGAUGAAAAGUAUUGGCCUGAACCAGAUGAGUUUAUUCCUGAAAGGUUUUUGAAAAAGAAAGAACAUGAAGACCACCAUGACGACAACACUGAACCUGUCACACCUCAAGAAUUCAUUGCAACUCCAAAGAUGGAAGUGACUUGUUUCAAUCCACACAUUGUGUUGCAUCACAACCCAUUUGCGUAUGCUCCUUUCGGAAUUGGAAAUAGAAUUUGCAUUGGAAGAAAUUUUGCAGAAGUUGAAGCCGUAUUUACGCUCGCUCUGUUAGCAAAACAUUUCAAAUUUUCAAUGUCCGAAAAUUAUCAAAUGGAAGUUGACAUGUUCAUUACUUUGAGACCCAGAGAUCCGCUUUAUAUUAACUUUGAGAAAAAGUAG
This is a messenger RNA of Naegleria fowleri, 1344 nucleotides long. RefSeq lists its product as uncharacterized. The transcript has 3 exons. The record is from RefSeq and is a predicted model, not a curated record. The coding region runs from base 1 to 1344 and encodes 447 amino acids. Gene Ontology annotation, molecular function: monooxygenase activity; iron ion binding; oxidoreductase activity, acting on paired donors, with incorporation or reduction of molecular oxygen. Lineage: Eukaryota; Heterolobosea; Eutetramitea; Acrasida; Naegleriidae.